CGCCGGCCGUGAAAACUACGGAGUAAUUUAAUUCAUCUUUCUCCUUCCUCCGGCCUAUAUAUAUAUAUAUAUAUAUAUAUAUAUAUUCACUGUAUAUACACCUAUAGGUAAAAAAAUAUAUAUAUAAAGUAAAAAAUGGAGGCGGGAAAGAAAUUUGCAGUGCUCCAAUGCGCGGAGGACACGGAGCACGUGAAGAAGAGGUACGGCGGGUAUUUCGGGGUGUACUUGGAAAUGCUGGCGGAGGAGGGGGAGGAGUGGGCCCUCUUCCGCGUGGCUCGCGGCGAGUUCCCGGCGGAGGACGAAAUUGCCGGCUACGACGGGUUCGUCAUCACCGGGAGCUGCGCUAACGCCCACGGCAACGACGUCUGGAUAUGCAACUUCUUGAGCUUUCUCAGGAAGUUGGACUCCAUGAAGAAGAAAGUUCUUGGCAUUUGCUUUGGCCACCAGAUAUUGGGCCGGGCCAUAGGAGGAAAGACGGGGCGCAACACCAACGGUUGGGACAUCGGAGUUACCACCGUACACUUGGCUCCGUCGAAGCUUUUCACCUCCCUCGAAAUGCCGCCUUACCUCGAUGUUUUUGAGUUCCACCAAGACGAGAUACAAGAGCUUCCAGCGAAGGCGGAGAUAAUGGCAUGGUCUCACAAGACUGGAAUAGAAAUGUUUAAGUAUGGCGAUCAUAUGAUGGGCAUUCAAGGUCACCCUGAGUACACCAUGGACAUUGUUCUUCACCUCAUUGACCGUCUUUCCAAACGCAACCUUAUUCAGGCAGAGACGGCGGCCGGGGCAAGUGCGAAGAUGGAGAAGGAAAAAGUAGGACGAUAUGAAGAAGAUGAUGAUGGACCCAGCAAGGCGGCGUGGAAGAAGCUCUGCAUUUCUUUCCUCAAGGGAUCAUUCAAAUAAUUAAAUCCAAUUAAUAUAUAUAUACUCCCCGUUUAACAAAACAUUUUCGCCUUAAUUUUUUGUACACCCCAUGCAUAAAGGAGUUUUAUUCCACCUAAAAUGCCUAAAAUACAUUUAAAACAAUUUCUACUCACAAUUAACUACGAACUGGGGU
Cuscuta campestris is the source of this 1054-nucleotide messenger RNA. The record is from the annotation of a GenBank genome assembly. NCBI's taxonomy places the organism in Eukaryota, Viridiplantae, Streptophyta, Magnoliopsida, Solanales, Convolvulaceae.